GAGGAAAAGAAAAAGGGAAGAAAAUGGCUGCUGACAAAGUAGCAUUGGGGCAAAGACCGUAAAAAAACUUGGCAACAGGAACAGUAAAAAAAACAAAGGAGUACUUUACUUUAAGGACAACAAAAGAGGAUAAACAAAUAAGAGGAAACUGUAGUAGACUAAGGGAAACUUGUGAUUCUUCAGAGACUGGUCUAACAAACAAUUGUCGUCAUGGUGAACACUGGCAUGCAGCUGAUCAGCUUCACGUGCGCGGUGACCGGCUGGAUCAUGGCGAUCGCCGUCACGGCCCUGCCUCAGUGGAAGGUCUCGGCCUUCAUCGGCAGCAACAUCCUGACCUCGGAGAUCAAGUGGGAGGGCAUCUGGAUGAACUGCAUCUACCAGACCACGGGCCACAUGCAGUGCAAGACGUACGACUCCAUGCUGGCCCUGCCCCCCGACAUCCAGGCAGCCCGGGCCCUCAUGUGUCUGGCCAUCUUCAUGGGAUGGCUCUCCUGCACCGUGUCCUGCUGCGGCAUGAAGUGCACCACCUGCGCCGGGGACGACCGCAGGGCCAAGGCGGGCAUCGCGCUCGCAGGCGGGGUUCUCUUCAUCCUCACCGGUCUCUGUGUGCUGAUUCCCGUCUCCUGGACCGCCAACACCGUCAUCCAGGAUUUCUACAAUCCCAACGUGCCUCUGAUGCACAAAAGGGAGCUGGGCCAGGCCAUUUAUCUGGGAUGGGCGUCUGCAGUUAUCCUCAUGAUCAGUGGAGCUGUGCUGAGCAGCACCUGCCCCCUUAUGGAGAGGAGCGGCAGGUACCGGAGGGGAUACAUCGGACGAAGCUUCGCUAAUUCACCAGCUUCAGCACCAGAUCCUCCGAAACCCAUCACGUCUAAUAGUGUACCAAUGAAGGAGUAUGUAUAGGUGGGGGAGGAGGGAACAGCAAGUGAAGAGGGAGGAAGUUAGUGUGCUUCUUUCCUAAAUGUCUCUAUAUACACAUUGAAGUACAUAUAUUUAUUAAUAUAUUCAUCCUAUAUUUUGUAUAUCUCUUUGUAAUGUUAAACCUGUCUGAAAUUGUUGAGACCUGACGUUUGUUUACUGCACUGUGAUUUAAAAGUAGUGCCUGAAGAAAGCCUAUUGCCGAAAUUGUCAGUUUAUGACUGUUAUGAUGGCUUUAAUGAGGGCUUGUUUUGUGAAGAUUGCAGUGAUUUCUUAAGCAGGUAUUCUCUCACAAUGUCAUUACCUCUUUAUUUGUCACAUAAAGCCUUGACUGAGUGUGCCUACAUUGAAAGUGUGAAAUAAAAUAAGUUUGUUAAAGCGUGUCUCACUUACAAUCGUUAUUGUUGCUAGUUGUUUGACUAAAACACAUCACAGUCAACAAUGUUGUCAAGUAUGACAU
This is a messenger RNA of Trematomus bernacchii (emerald rockcod), 1375 nucleotides long. RefSeq names its product claudin-4. The transcript has a single exon. Gene Ontology annotation, biological process: bicellular tight junction assembly; cell adhesion. The coding region runs from base 211 to 900 and encodes 229 amino acids. Lineage: Eukaryota; Metazoa; Chordata; Actinopteri; Perciformes; Nototheniidae. Gene Ontology annotation, cellular component: bicellular tight junction; plasma membrane. The record is from RefSeq and is a predicted model, not a curated record. Gene Ontology annotation, molecular function: structural molecule activity.